GAAGAAUUGAGCACCCCAAUCCGUAGCCAUUUUGGCUCAAGUAUAUCGGAAUCAGAUCAAUCAAUCGAAAUCGUAAAGAUCUCAUCCAGUCCAGCCCACGCUUUUCGCUUAUGAACGUGCGUCUGUUGUUGAUUCUGUAUUGGAUCGGUUGGAUAGCAGUCGUCGUGGUUAUUGACCCACGGGCCUUUGUACAUGGAUCCAUGGUGUUGCACGCUGCAUCGGCAGCACAGUCUCCUGAAUAUCACUCUUCGCAGCCAGCGCCGUCACAGUCGCUUCUGGAACAGACAACGACUCCACGAUCCUAUUCACAGCCAGCCUUGCCAAAGCCGACUCAUGAGCAGACUACGACUCAGCAAGCCAGCGGCCAGUCGCAUACUUUCCAGCAGCUCACCGAAGCAGGCAAGAGUGGCCCUGUUGUUGGUGGCCCCGUGGAGCUGCACGAGGUAGCCCAGCAAAUCGUGAAAUCUGGCUGGCAGCUGCUGAACUUGUCUGCCCAAGCUGUUCAACUUGUGCUGAAUGCAGUCCCCAUUGAUCUUGAACGGCAGCCAGAGCCGCGUGCAAGAGUGUAUUCCUUAGGCUCCUCGGAAGGCAGGCUACACUUACCGCCCGUCGAGUAUAGCUUGAUCGUCAAUAUGCAUAACCGGUAUAAAAGGCUUGUGACUGUCCUGGCUUCUUAUUUGAUCACCGCGAGAGGGUCUUACGAACUACUUGCAUUUUGCGAUGGCUGCAACGCGAAAACUUUGCAACGAGCCGAGGAAACCUUCGAUACUUACCUGCCGAUUGUCUGGAACGGGAGCGCCACGGCGUGCAGCCCGGAAUUUCUCAAGAAGGUCGCCGGGCACGUGAAGCGUGGGAAGUCGGACCAGCGCUUUUGGAAGCCUGUACGCGAGAUGUGUUUCGCCACUUGCGGCGACUCAUUCUUUCGCCGGUGCGGAUCACUGCGGCGGGUGGUGCUGGUCGAUCAGCCGUCCGCGAUAUUCGAGACUGCUUCAAACAACAGAGGUGCAGUCUUGGCCGAGGGACAGUUCCUAAUCAUCAUGCAAGACGACUGGGUAAUGACCCAGAUCGGAUGGAAUGUCCACAUGUCGCUUCCCGCGCGCCUAUAUGACGACGUCUUCGGCAUAUCCGGCAACUGCGCGCACGGAUGGCAUGAUCUUCCGAGCACCAGUGUGGGCCGGUGUGCGGAUUUGGAGAGGGCUCGACCGCUCGAUCCAAGAUUGGUGAACAAGUCGGGCACCUUCUUCGUGCGGCCGACGGGGAACAGGGGCCCUCUCCUGUACAACGCCAGCAAGUUCAGGCAGAUGGGUUAUCUGAAUGAGCUGCACUUCCUAAUGGAUAAAGAUGAGCACACGCUUCACGCCUUGGCUGUGCGGUCGCAAGGCUGGGUCUCGGGUUAUGUGCCCUUGCAGAUGAUAGUCCUCGGGGAGGCGGGGCGCUUGGACUCGGACAGUGUCGACUUCCACCAGGACAAUGGGUUCAAGACAAGGGAGGCGGAGAAGGAGUACAAGCAGUGGAGAAAAGAUCGGGGGAAAACAGCGAAGUUUCGGCAGCCUGCGAAGGGCUCGCGUGGGAUGCCUACCGACCUCGGGGGAGAGCGGAAUCUCAGUAUUGGUUGGUUCUCUUUUGAUAGUUGCGCCACAUAGCAGAAAACAAGCUUCCGUGAGUUGCUUCCUCUUGAGGCAAAGUUCGCAUUGCUAGAGCACCCCUGGGUGCGUCGUGAGGCAACGUCGGGCCAUCUUGGCGACCCUCAUGGCCUUCCUGCUGGGUCGCUUUGGACGCCUUGAAGUGCCGUGUAGGCAUCGGGUCUAGGAAGCUUCAGAAGAGCACGCGAAG
This is a messenger RNA of Prorocentrum cordatum, 1833 nucleotides long. The record is from the annotation of a GenBank genome assembly. NCBI's taxonomy places the organism in Eukaryota, Dinophyceae, Prorocentrales, Prorocentraceae.